AACAUUGAUGACUUUUUUUAUCCAGUAAUGGACAACAGAACAAUAAAAAUGCCUGAGAAGAUUGUCAGUGAAUGCUACAACUCUGGGUCAAGUUUCCUCAUUCUCUUUACUGAUGGAACUGGGCAAGUUCUCUAUCCAUCAGGAAAUAUUGGUAUCUUGAUUGCCCGUUCAAAAUCCGCCCAAUUAACCUUCAUAGUCAUGGAAGAUACGAAGCACAAACCACAAAUACAAGCUGUUUUUAUGAGUAAUGGUCACGCAGCCUGCUACCAUCUGAACGGGAGGCUUCGG
Messenger RNA from Staurois parvus, 288 nucleotides. The record is from the annotation of a GenBank genome assembly. NCBI's taxonomy places the organism in Eukaryota, Metazoa, Chordata, Amphibia, Anura, Ranidae.